Messenger RNA from Marasmius oreades (fairy-ring Marasmius), 2142 nucleotides. RefSeq lists its product as uncharacterized. The transcript is spliced from 17 exons. Bases 36 to 2138 code for a protein of 700 amino acids. The record is from RefSeq and is a predicted model, not a curated record. Lineage: Eukaryota; Fungi; Basidiomycota; Agaricomycetes; Agaricales; Marasmiaceae. Gene Ontology annotation, molecular function: serine-type peptidase activity. Gene Ontology annotation, biological process: proteolysis.
UAAGGUUGACUUCUAGUCUUCUAACUUACUGUAUCAUGAAGUUAACGGACUUGCUUUCCACAAAAUUGUGGUUCUACGCGACACUCGUAUUCACCGCUCAUGGUAAAGAACUGGGCGCUCAGAGACCCUUGCACACAGAUCCCUGUGCUGCUAUCAGCGAGAAAAAAUGGGUGUCCCCUCGGGAAGCUCGUGAAUGCCUCUCGAGCUAUCCGGUAGACCCAGUGGUCAAAGCCAAUAUUCUCGAAGUGGCCAAUAAAACGCUUGCCUUCCACACGUCCACCUAUUACCAAAUUCAAGCACCACCUCCAUUUGAGGGUGAUAUUCACGAAGACCUUCAUCGGUCUAUUGCUAGAAUCAGCCAAGAAGAGUAUCAAUCCGAGUUCGAGUUCCAUCUGGACUUGUUCAGGACAUUCAAGAGGGUGAACGAUGGGCACUGUGUGGUGAUCAACUAUUGUUAUGAUUCUCUAUACAUUUCCUACCUUCCAACACCCCUUGUACUCCUCACGGAAGCGGACGGACAGUCCCAGAACGUGUAUAUCGCGCCAGAAGCGUUCCAGGUGGCCACUGCUGAAUUCGGAAGCGAGAUGGAGCAUUGGCAGAACGUACUUCCCGAGCACUUGAGAGGACAGCUGGAAUCUCUAAACGGAGCACGCGUUCUCCUUAUUGACGGAGCGGACCCUUGGGUCGCAGUGAAUAAGAAUGCUGAGACCACCGGAAGUUACCAAGCAUUUUCAACGAGACAGAACUCUUUUUUCUCCAGCUACUCUCGUGGGGACAAAGGAUGGUUAUAUACUAUGGGUAACUUUGCUCAACAAGUUCAUCCAUUGACCGAUGAAGUCACUUUGACAAUCCGACGGGUAAAUAGAAGGACAAUUGACGUGAUCACCUUGCCUUAUAGGUCCCGUUUAGGCUCAUUUGCGAAGAACUUCACGGAUCUUCCUACCUUUCGCUCUCGAAAUUGUAUCGCGAAAGUAGGCACGAAUGGCGUCGACCUUUAUUCUGAACUCAAUUCCUCGAGUAUUGACGAACUGGAGGUCCCAAAACCGGUCACGGCCUUCCAACAACAGCCGCCUGUGACAAUCGAGGACGCGAGAAGAAAUCCGAUGAAUGUCAUACUCGAUGGCGCUCCCUUGACCAACAUUGAACUCCCGGAAACCUUGACGCCCUCUGGAACGCCGCUUAAUUCCAGCUAUACCGUCGCUCAAUUCUAUACCUUGAAGGGUGAAGACGUUGGGGUGCUUGCACUUGGUAGUUUUUCCGCCCGGAUUUUUACUCUGUUCCAGAAGAGCCUUCUGGAGGGGUUGCAAGAGUUGAAAGAAUAUGGAGUGAGAAAGUUGAUUGUGGACGUGUCUAACAAUGGAGGUGGAUAUAUCUGUAUAGCACACUGGCUUCAUAGGAUCAUUGUGGGACCAAAAUCUACAACAGAGCCACAAGCAGGAUUAGACUCUGCUACCCGUGCGGGUUCACUCGCUCAACUCAUCGUCAAGAACAUUGCAGCGGGAGGUGACCCUGAAGAGCUGCUCGAAUACAAUCCAAUUCAGUGGAGCAACGCUUCCCAUGUCAAGUUCGCGAAUGGAACGGAUUGGAUGGAACCUCUGGACAAUCGUAAAGUAAAUGGACGGGAAGAUCCAUUCAGUCAGAGACUCGGACAGGAAUGUCAGCCAUUUGGGAUGGAGCCCCCUGCGGAACCCCUAUUCAAGCCUCAGGAUGUUGUUAUCAUUUCCAAUGGAAGGUGUGCCAGUUCGUGCGCAUUGUUCAGCAUAACGAUGUCUAAACUGGAGUCAGUCAAAACGGUAGUGGUUGGUGGAAAGUCAGACGUACCUCAGCAGUAUUGCGGUACUGUCGGUGGCCAAUCUACGGAUUUCUCAACCAUAGAUACUGAGAUCAAGAGUACCCAUCUGAAGAAUCACACAUUGGCCCCUCCGGACUUAAUUGCCAACGUCGUCCAAGGAAUCACCUGGCGGCUAGGUUUCGGUUUCGGACAACACUCUGAAGAGCCGGAAGAAUGGCUUGAUCAUCCCGCAGACAUGAACUUACCUCUAACUGCAGAAACGGUAAAUAACCCGAUGGCCAUCUGGGAAGAGGUUUCCGAGGUUGUGUUUGGAGUGACACCACAAUUACUCGUGCAGGGUUAUUAGCGGG